Cuscuta europaea is the source of this 2040-nucleotide messenger RNA. NCBI's taxonomy places the organism in Eukaryota, Viridiplantae, Streptophyta, Magnoliopsida, Solanales, Convolvulaceae. The record is from the annotation of a GenBank genome assembly.
GUUUUUCUUUCCUCAAUCCACAAGAACGGAAAGCAGACUCCUAUGUUUAGCGCCGGAACUUCCUUCCUGGCCAGCUGCAACUGCUCUGAACUAAUUUCAAAUUCCAAAGUUGGGCCAUCGUUCUCUUCCCUAUUCGAUCACUCGCUGAGGCGAUGCUAUCGGUUCCCGACUGGAAUCGGGAUUAGAAUCAGUGGCCGUCUCUAUGGAGAGCCAAGUGGGAGAUCUAAGGCUGCGAAGGAGUGCCAUGUCGCCAGGAGCUCCAUCCAGGCCAUUUCAUCCGUCUCUAAAUCUGGAGACUCUAAGGCUACUAGGCUUCGUAAUCUCCUAGAGUCGCCAGGGAUUCAUCUGGGCCCCGCCUGCUUCAAUGCUCUCAGCGCUAAGCUCGUUGAGAGAGCCGGCUUUGAUUUCGGCUUUACCACUGGGUUUGGAAUAUCAGCUGCUCAGUUGGGCUUGCCAGAUACGGGGCUAAUAACUUAUGGGGAGAUGGUGGCUAUGGGACAAGAAAUUGCACGUGCUGUUUCCAUACCCUUAAUUGGAGAUGCGGACAAUGGGUAUGGUAAUGCCAUGAAUGUCAAGAGAACUGUCAAAGGGUAUAUUCACUCAGGCUAUGCAGGAAUACUUCUUGAGGAUCAGGUCUCUCCUAAAGCUUGUGGUCAUACACGCGGCGUGAAAGUUGUGUCCAGAGAGGAAGCAGUCAUGAGAAUCCAAGCUGCCGUUGAUGCCAGGACAGAGUGUGGAGCUGACAUUGUGGUUGUAGCACGUAGUGAUUCACGCCAAGCGAUUUCCUUUGAAGAAUCACUUUGGAGAUCACGUGCUUUUGCUGAUGCUGGGGCUGAUGUUCUGUUCAUUGAUGCCCUUGCAUCUAAAGAAGAGAUGAGAUCUUUCUGUGAAGUUUCCCCAUCGGUUCCGAAGAUGGCUAACAUGCUUGAAGGUGGAGGAAAAACACCAAUACUCACUCCGGUUGAACUUCAGGAUAUUGGUUUCAAAAUAGUAGCAUACCCUCUUUCCUUAUUAGCGGUGUCCAUUGGUGCUAUGCAGGGUGCAUUGGCAGCUAUUAGGAGUGGUUGUUUGCCUUCACCCGGAAGCAUGCCAUCAUUUGAAGAAAUGAAAGACAUACUCGGUUUUAACGUGUACUAUGAAGAAGAGGAACGCUAUGCAUUAAGCACCAGCCAUCUCUCUUCCCAGAGAGGUUAUUCUACAUCAGACAACUGUGACUAUGGCUCUUCACACAAUUUCCAAGAUGACACAGAAAUGAUAAGUCAGAGACUGCAAGAUGAGGUGGUUGAAGUAUUAACUCCUGAAGUAUCUCAUUCCUAUAAUAAUGGAGAUAGUACAGGAGGAUCUUUCUCGAGGAUGUGGUCUCGAAAGUUGAGGGUUAAAAUUUCAGGAAGAGAUGGGUUUGACAAACUGGAUAUAAGAAUUCCUGCUGCAUUUUUGGAAGGAAUCACAAACAUAGUGCCAGCACUAGUGGGGGUGAACCUGAAAGAGCUUUUGGACAAUACAUGCUUUGAUGAUGGAGGGAAGCAGUUGCUAGAUUUCAAGGACACCAUGGGAGACAGGAUUCAAGUUUUCUUGGAGUAAACAAACCGUGUAAAUAUGGGUUGAGGCCCCAUCUCCCCACUCCACCUGAGUUCAAACCUCACGCCCAACAAAAUGAAGAAACAACAAUGAAGAAUACUAGACAAUGAAAAAUCUAUUCUAACUAUAGAGAGAUUGAUAUUUGAAAUGACAGCUAAUACCUGAAAUGGAUCUUGACUAUUGUGACAGUAUCCAGUUUAGUUCCAAACUUUUUACGUAGUACUCCCUCCGUCCCGAAAAGGUUGACCAAAGUUGACUUUCACGUGGAUUAAUAAACUAAAAACUGUGUGGUUGAAAUUUGUGCAGAGGAGAGAGAAUUAACUUUAGUCACAUAUUCCUUUUUUAAAUGGAAAUGACAAAUCUUUUUGGGACAUCCAAAAAAGGAAAUUUGGCCAACCUUUUCGGGACGGAGGGAGUAUUAGACUAUCAGUUAGAUUUGAUUAUGAUUCAUGACCUUUGAUU